Molecule: messenger RNA, 941 nt
Organism: Rubroshorea leprosula
Lineage: Eukaryota; Viridiplantae; Streptophyta; Magnoliopsida; Malvales; Dipterocarpaceae
Source: the annotation of a GenBank genome assembly
UACUAUUGCAGAAUUCAUGAGAAAUAUGGAAGAAAUUAAUAAGUUGAACUCUGCAGCAAAAGAGCACCUUAUGCAAUAUGAUCCAAAGUAUUGGUGCAAGACAUUCCUUGAUACUCAUUGCAAAUGUGAUGCUGUUGAUAACAAUAUGAGUGAGACCUUCAAUGGAUUUAUUCUUGAUGCAAGGCAAAAGGCUGCUAUGUCUUUGCUAGAGGACUUAAGGGUAUGGCAACUCAAUGGCAUUCCUUGUAGACAUGCCAUGCUUGCCAUCCAACAUAGAGAGGAAAACUUUGAAGACUAUGUGCACCUUUGCUACAGAAGACAAGCAUACAUUAACACAUACAAGCACUGCAUAAUUCCUCUAGAUGGCAUGGAAAGAUGGGAAGAAAUAGGCAUGCCUGCACUUGAUCCACCAGUGGAAAGGAAGACGACGGGUAGACCUAAAAAGAAAAGGCAUUUAGAAGAUUGUGAAAUUUCUAAUGGAUCUAACAUUAGCAGAAAGGAACAAGCUGAAGAGUCAUCAUCCACUCAAGCAAAUGUUGUGAAUAACAUUCCCAUAAUAGUUGAGAUGCCUAUUGGAGAUGCAAGAGUUGCUAGAGGUGUUGAAAUGCAACUUCAACCGGAAAAUCAACAAGUUGAUGGAGGCGUUCAACUGCAAAUGCAACCAAAAAAGGAACUACUUGCUGAAGGUGUUGAAAUGCAACUUCAUGCAGAAAAUCAACUACUUGCUGCUGAUGUGCAAGAUCAAACUAGUAAUGCACAAAGGUUUGCAAGACUUAGGGCAACGGAGCAAUGUAGAUUGGAUGAAAUGGAGUUGGCAAAUUGGAGUGCUCUGAUUCAAGCUAUGGGUUCUAUUGAUGAUGGAAACAAUUGUCCUUAAAGUAUUUUAGCGUGUAUUUUGGUUGUUAUAACUAGUUACAAAAGUACCAGUUAAAGUAUUUUAA